CAGCGAAGUGUAAGUGUGUGCAUGUAUAUGUAUAUCCUCUGGGUGGUUGGCGUAUUCCGAGUCCGCCAGUACCCUCCUCAUCAGCAUCCUCAUCAUCCGACCCUCCGAAGAUCGAUCCAGUCCAACAAGCAUCAUGGAACUUCUUCUUCGUCUACUUGUUCUUCAACAUCGAGUUAUUCCAAUCCCAGUCCAUUUGAAAUCCUGUUGAAUACUUUGCAAGGAAAUCUGCCAACACCUUGGAAUGAGUGAAGGUGAACGUGAUACUGAGACUGAAAACAGUGCUGAAACCUGUCGUGUGUGAAAGUUAGGUUGUCAAGAACCUUACCUAGUUAGGUGUCGACCUUACCAUCGAUACUAAGAUCCCAGGUCACCGUGUUCCAUGAUGGACCCAUACUUCGAACUGACCUCGCUCCCUGCCAAAUGAAAGAGCUGAUAACAACAUUCACUGCCAAAUGGAACAACAGCCUUCAGUGUCACUGCCCCAACCUCGGACCUCGGUUCUAGCGAGAGCAUCCUUCACUCAAUCGAGUGACCAAUAACUGAGAUAUCCCAUUUCAAUCCCAAUUGGAACAUCGUCAAGCGAAAAAGAUGAAGGCUCAAUAGUGACCUCAUUGGACGUAGAGAUAGAAAUGUGUGGUGGCCUUUCAAGAGAGAUCGCCAAAGUUUUGUGAUUAACUUGACUCUCGUUGGAUCACAAUCAAGAAGUCUGAGACUUGAGAUAACUCGAGGCCGACGAGUUCAUUGGCCUUCUCCAGUUACCAAGCGAACCACGAUCGACCUUUCCCUUCUUCCUCCCCAAUUUCACCAUGUGAAACCCACGACGAUCUCCUGCUCCUCUUGAAAUCCUUUCUUUGAGAGUGGAACAUUUCUUUUUUGAGAGUGUACAUUGCCCGUAGAAAAUGGGCCCACUGUCACGACGGACCAAGAAGAUGGUCCAUUGUCGGAUAUAUGGGGUCGUUCUCGUGCUCCUGGUGUGGAUGUGUGUCCAUGUGUCGUCAGCGUUUUGUCCAAAAAAGUGCACCUGUUCGUCAAAUGAGAUUGUCUGUCGAAGGAUCGGCCUCACGGCCAUGCCUUUCGACCUUUUGUCUCUCAACGACUCAAGUUUGCUGCAAAACUACACGAAAAUAGAUUUCAGCCAAAACCGAAUCAAAGUGAUUCCCGAGGGUUUUAUCCAGAAAUUCCCCAAUCUCAAAGAAAUAUUGCUUGACAGCAACGGGAUUUCAAAUCUAUCAUCAAGUACCUUCCAAGGAACGACGGCGAUUCAUACCUUGCGCUUGGGGAACAAUGAAUUUCUUGACAUUCCCUUCGAUGCGCUUCAAUCAUUACCCUCACUCAUUUUCUUGGGCCUGGAGCGGAACAUCAUUAGAGGCCUUGGCGAGAGCAACUUGGCCUUUCUCAAGAGAUUGAAAGAAAUAAAUUUGUCCAGCAACCUGAUUUCCAAGAUUACCGACCAAUCCCUGAAGGGUUUGAGCUCUCUGGAGAUUCUAAAGUUGGAAUACAACCAGAUUAGGUCAAUCUCCGCCAAUGCCUUUAGGCCUACACCUAAGAUCCGCGAGUUGUCUCUGGGGAGCAACGAACUGGAGCUAAUGCCUAGAGCAAUUUCGACUCUAACAGCCUUACAAGACUUGCAAUUGGGAAGGAAUCGCAUUGUUCACAUCCCAAACGGUCUAUUCCAAUCUUGUCGGGAUUUGCGGAUCUUGGAUUUGGGAGGAAAUGCCAUAGAGGAGAUUGAUAACGACGCCUUCAGAGACAUUCCCAAAUUGGAAGAGCUGAUAAUCGCCGAAGCCCGUGGAGUGAGCGAGUUUCCCAACUUUAACGGAACCAUUUCCCUGGAACUCUUGAAGCUGGAUCGGGCACAAAUCGAAACAAUUCCACGCAAUCUGUGUGAAUUCUGUCCCAAAUUGAAGAGCUUGGAGUUGAAGAGCAACAAAAUCAGAGAAAUUCCAACAUUGCGCCAGUGCAAGAAGCUUCGCGUCCUGGAUCUGGCUCACAAUGAGAUUCGCCAUUUGAACCCGAGCUCCACCGGUGAAAGCCUAUUCUCCGGCUUGGUUCUAAUGCACGACGUGCUCCUUAAUCAUAAUAACAUCACGGAUCUCAAGGAAAAUGCAUUCAAAGGAAUGGUGAACCUGAAAGUCUUAGACUUAUCGAACAACCGAAUCAAGAAGGUCCAUAAUCGGGCGUUUGUCGGGUUGGAUGAACUUGAAGACAUAAACUUGGGAGUGAAUGAGUUCGACAAAUUUCCCACCGAGGGCCUGAAGAACGUGCUUCACCUAAAGACUCACAACAUCCCCAAUCUGCAGGAUUUCCCAGGCGCUCAGCGUUUUCCUCGAAUCCAAUCAUUGGUCCUCUCAUAUGCCUAUCACUGUUGUCAGUUUCUGCCCUCGACCUAUGAGAAUAUCAUCCCCGAUUACUCGGACUUCGGAGGCCUUCAGGAGACGGUCUUUUUCCCGGGAGAAGGCAACUUUGAUCAUGCCUUAUGGCAUUCCAAUAACUCGGAUAUUUGGUCAAACAAUGGAGUUCAAGAUCCUAACGACUUGUGGUCGGAUUUCAAUCCGGAAGCCUACGAUAACCUGAUCGUGGCCACGCCUCCCCCCGGAAUCCAAUGUUCACCCACACCUGGUCCGUUCUUGCCUUGUAAUGAUUUAUUCGAUUGGUGGACCCUACGUUGUUCCGUUUGGAUCGUGUUCCUGCUCGCUUUGUUGGGAAAUGGUUGUGUGGUGAUCGUCUUGAUUGCCUCGAGGUCAAAAAUGGACGUUCCCCGAUUUCUAGUUUGCAAUUUGGCAAUGGCUGACUUUUCAAUGGGCUUAUAUCUGGGUUUCCUAGCUGUUGUGGACGCAUCGACUCUCGGAGAGUUCAGAAAGUACGCGCUUCCAUGGCAGUUUUCCACGGCUUGUCAAGCGGCCGGAUUUUUUGGCGUGCUAAGCUCCGAAUUGAGCGUGUUCACCCUGGCAGUGAUCACUCUGGAACGAAACUAUGCCAUUACUCAUGCUAUGCAUCUGAAUAAGAGACUGUCCUUGAAGCACGCCUCGUAUAUCAUGGCGUGUGGAUGGUCGUUUGCCUUGAUUAUGGCCACUCUUCCACUCUUGGGCAUCUCGGACUACCGAAAAUUCGCCGUAUGUCUCCCGUUUGACAUUGAAGAUGGAUUGAGUCUGGGUUAUGUCAUUUUUCUCCUGCUCAUCAAUGGAGUGGCUUUUAGCAUAUUGAUGGGAUGUUACCUCAAGAUGUACUGUGCCAUUCGUGGCUCCCAAGCUUGGAAUUCCAACGACUCGCGCAUUGCCAAACGGAUGGCCUUGCUCGUGUUCACGGACUUUCUGUGCUGGUUUCCCAUUGCUUUUCUGUCACUGUUCUCUUGCUUUGGGCUUCAUCUGAUCUCGUUGGAGCAAGCCAAAGUGUUCACCAUCUUCAUUUUGCCCCUGAACUCGUGCUGCAAUCCCUUCCUGUAUGCCAUCCUAACCAAGCAGUUCAAGAAGGACUGUGUAAUGAUCUGUAAAGCUAUUGAAGAGUCCCGAGUCACAAGAGGCAUUGGCAGAUGCCGGCACAGUUCCAAUUUCAGUAACCGACAGACCCCAGCCAACACCAACAGUCUCAACAGUGGAAGUGGUGGCUCUCAUGGAAGCCACUCACGUGGAACCGUGUGCAGUUGCAACGGGAAAAAGAACAAGAAAGGAGCGGCAGUCCUUGCCACCAAAUGGCCAUUCAACAAAAUCAAGCACAUGUUCCAUGGUUGCAAGGAGACGGCACCCAUCAUACCCACCCAGAACGAAUCCUACACCCAACAGAUCGCUCAGAUACAACACAAGUCGAACAGGCAUCCAUCGGUAUCAAGCGACAACUUCUCGUCUUCCAGGUCAGACUCCUGGAGAAAUCAUGGUCAAUGCAUCCCAGGCCUCCGAUUUGGAGGUCCCUCCCGUUAUCGCCAACACCGCCGACGCAAUUCCUGGACGGUCACUCGCAAACCGUCUCAGGAUUCUCAGAUGUCGUCCUCCAGAAAUGACUCGGGAUCCUCCAAUUCAACCAAUACCUGGCGCAUGUCCCGGUCAUCGGUGUCAAGCGAGAUGAGCAAUUCGUUGGCGCGAACGGGCUCAUCGAAAACGGACACAUCCUCUACCAGUGGACCGGGAGUGUUGAAUGGUCCAGGAGCAUUGAAUGGUACCGGCAAAUUUUCGGCUUUGGCACAGAGGACCCAGGCUCGAGCGGCCGCCGCAGCCACAGCAGCUGCCGUGCCAGGGCUCAUGGGCUCUGGCUUACUUCCGGGAGGCCCUUUGCACGCCAAUGGAGGCAUUAUGAAGCCACCUCAUUUGGCGCGCUUGUCUUCCGACAGCUCUAGUUUGUCCUCAAGUAAAGGUGGUUUCGGCAAACCAAGGCUCACUCGACAAACGGCCAUCUUGGCAGAUGCAGAUUCCACGUCGAGUGCCAAGUCAGUCACUUUCCAAGAGCCUCCCGGACGUCCCCAUGGCGGUGGUCGAGGCUGUCCGGUUCACACUGCAGAGUACGUGGCAGCCUUGAAUGGGCAUUAUCGCAGUCUGUACAACAAACUGAUGGAAUCCCACCCAGAAGACGAGGAGUCGGACAUGGAGGCCUCAGACGCUGAGAUUGACGACGAAGCUCACUCCGACAGCAUGCCUUUGGGAACUACUUACCUCACCCUUCGUCAGCAUCUGCAACCAGUGCAAAAUCAAGCAGAAAUAGUGGCUUCACUGACCCCCGUGCCACGCCUUCCGGCAACAGGGCGUUUGGCCGCCGGAUUUGUGCCCCGGAAGUUGAGUACAAUCUCCUCUCAAGGGAGCUUCAAUCGCGACGACGACGAGGAUGAUGAAGCUCUCCAUCUGCCGUUGANCUAG
Tigriopus californicus is the source of this 4841-nucleotide messenger RNA. RefSeq names its product leucine-rich repeat-containing G-protein coupled receptor 5-like. The transcript is spliced from 16 exons. The coding region runs from base 900 to 4841 and encodes 1313 amino acids. The record is from RefSeq and is a predicted model, not a curated record. Gene Ontology annotation, molecular function: protein binding; protein-hormone receptor activity; G protein-coupled receptor activity. Gene Ontology annotation, cellular component: membrane. NCBI's taxonomy places the organism in Eukaryota, Metazoa, Arthropoda, Copepoda, Harpacticoida, Harpacticidae. Gene Ontology annotation, biological process: G protein-coupled receptor signaling pathway.